This is a messenger RNA of Musca vetustissima, 771 nucleotides long. RefSeq names its product protein takeout-like. The transcript has 5 exons. NCBI's taxonomy places the organism in Eukaryota, Metazoa, Arthropoda, Insecta, Diptera, Muscidae. The record is from RefSeq and is a predicted model, not a curated record. Bases 1 to 771 code for a protein of 256 amino acids.
AUGUUUCGGGUCCAAAUUGCUACCGUUUUGAUUAUUGCUGCGCUAGCAACAGUGACCUGUGAUAAAUAUCUCGACAAAAAACCGGAAUUUUUUACACCUUGCAAGCAAACGGAUCCCAACUUUAAACAAUGUUUUGCAAAGGAUUUUGAAGUUGUGUUCUCUAAGUAUAAAGAUGGUGUACCUGGACUUAAGAACUUCGGAACCAUUGAUCCAUUGCAUGUUAAACGUGUUGUUGUGGCUGAAGAUGGCAAUAGUCCUGUCUCCAUCAACCUAGCUCUCUCCAACAUAGAAGUUCUUGGCUUCAGUAACACCAAAGUACUCGAAGCCAGUUUUGAUCAGACAAAAUACAUUACGAAGCUGAAAUUUGUAGUCCCCGAUAUAAAAAUUCUAUCUGAUUACGAGGGUAAAGGACGUGUAUUAACAUUGCCAUUGAAUGGCAACGGAAAGGCUCAAAUGGAUAUUAAAAACCUAACUGCUAAUGUAAUAUGCAAACUUAAACGUCGCGACGAAUAUGGUAUGAAAUUUACGGACAUACAAAAAGUUCGGAUGGAUAUUGAUGUUGGUGGAUUUCAUAUAAAUUUGGAAAACCUUUUUAAUGGCCAAGAGGUUUUGGAACAAACGGCCAAUAAUUUAUUCAAUGAUAAUUGGAAAGAACUGUUCGAAGCUUUACGGCCAUCAAUUACAGCAACAAUACAAACAGUUCUGGAGGAUCGUUACAAAAAAUUGUUUGCUUAUAUUCCGGCAACAUAUUUUAUCGAAGAUUUAGAAUAA